AUGAGCGACUACACCGCGUCUACAGCUCUCCUCGAGGCACUCGAGUCUGCCGGGGUUACGCACCUCUUCGUCAACCUCGGCAGUGACCAUCCAGCUGUGAUGGAGGCCAUUUCGAAGAGAGAGCAAGAUGGGAACAAAGGCCUGCGAUUUAUCACAGCGCCGAACGAAAUGGUUGGAUUGUCCGCAGCGCAGGGCUUUUUCCAGGCCAGCGGCCAGAUGCAAGCCAUCCUGGUUCACGUCGAUGCCGGAACUCUAGCGAUGGGCGGUGCUAUUCAUAAUGUGUCGAGAGCAAGAAUACCUGUCAUCAUGAUCGCGGGUACUUCUCCCAUCACGGAGGAGGGCGAAUUGAUUGGGAGUCGAAAUGAGUUCAUUCACUACAUCCAAGACACAAUCGACCAACGCGGCAUUGUCAGGAACUACACCGUCCUGGAUCACGAGAUUCGCUCGGGAAGGAAUGUAAAGCAGCUAAUACUUCGAGCUUCUCAAUUCUCUCAGAGCGAGCCCCAGGGACCAUCAUAUUUGAUAGCCUCAAGAGAAGUGCUUGAGGAAAGCAUCAAUCCCUACCAGGUCAAUGCCAAGAAGUGGAAGCCACUGGCCCCAAGGGCACUAGAUCCAGAGAUUGUGACGGAAAUUGGCCAAUCACUGCUGAACUCAAAAUCUCCUGUUAUUAUCACGAGUUACCUUGGUAAGGUUUUGGAUGCGGUAUCUGAGCUGGUGAGCUUAGCAGAGGCCACAGGUACUCCCGUCAUUGAGGCGGUACCCAGCGCAAUGAAUUUUCCCCAUGACCACAGCCUCUACCUAGGAAACCAGUGGAGCGAAGGAUUGAAGAAUGGGAUUCUAGAACGGGCUGAUGUCGUCCUCGUCAUCGACUGUGACGUGCCCUGGAUCAAGAGCGUUUUCAAGCCUUCCGCCGAGGCCGCCAUCUAUCACAUCGACUGCGACCCUUUGAAGGUCAACAUGUCCUUGUUUCAUCUGGAUACUGAAGCCAGCUGCCAGGCCAGCUCAAGGACUGCGUUGAGACAGCUCAAUACCUGGAUCUCCGAACAGAGUGUCGCCGUCCAUACGGAGAAGAUCAAACAGCGGGUAGAGACUAUCUCUGCCCUACAUAUUGCUUAUGUCUCGCAUAUCCGCAAGCUUGAGGUUCCCCACGCAGAUGACAAUAUCAUCACCCCCCACUACGCCCUCUCCCGCGUCAGAGAACAUGUCGAACCAGAAACCCUCAUUCUCAGCGAGGGCAUCUCAAACUACCGUCCAAUCUGCGACGUACUUAAGCGAUCGUUGCCUGGCACAUACUUCACCAGUGGCGCCACAUCGCUUGGUUGGUGUGGCGGAGCUGCUGUUGGGGCGAAGCUGGCCAACCCAGAUAAGACCGUCGUCACUAUCUGCGGCGAUGGCAGCUUCCUCUUUUCUAUCCCGUCAACCGUGCACUGGAUGGCGCGGAAGUAUAAGACGCCUUUCCUCACCAUCAUCUUGAACAACAGGGGCUGGAAGAGCCCGAUGCUGAGCGCUCUAGCGGUGCACAAGUCGGGAUAUUCCAGCAAGGCGGCUACUGCAGAUGCUCUACAUGUUACGUUUGAUCCCCCAGUCGAUCAUGCGCAGGUAGCUGUGGCCGCGGGAGCUGGAUACGGUACCACUGUGAAGAAAUCCUCGGAGCUCGACGAGGCUUUGAAGAGGGGAUUAGAGACAGUCAAGGCAGGGAGGGCAGCGGUCAUUGACAUCUGGCUUCCAAAGUUCCAGGUUGGUGAUUUGGUUGGUUAA
Molecule: messenger RNA, 1758 nt
Organism: Clonostachys rhizophaga
Lineage: Eukaryota; Fungi; Ascomycota; Sordariomycetes; Hypocreales; Bionectriaceae
Source: the annotation of a GenBank genome assembly